Molecule: messenger RNA, 498 nt
Organism: Ectocarpus sp. CCAP 1310/34
Lineage: Eukaryota; Phaeophyceae; Ectocarpales; Ectocarpaceae
Source: the annotation of a GenBank genome assembly
AUGUCGCUGCCCUUGGCGACGUUGAGGGAGCUCCAGAAGCUCGCAGCACUCAAAGCAAAGGGCGUGAUCCAUAAACGACAGUACGAGGCUUUCGAUUUGGCGUGGGACCUGAGGAGCAGCGGCGUGUUCUCGGAAGAAGAGUGGACCACGCGGGUUGAUGGAGACAUCUCGGGCAUCAUCAACAUCGCUUGCCCUACAUACACUGUCUUCAGACGACGCUGCCGCGUCGUCUGCAUCCGGAAAGCGGUCAGCAGACGGUUGAGGGCGAGGGGGGCCACAGCGGGGAGGGAGUGGAGGACGGUGAUUCGAGCGACGAAGACACUCACUCGUGAGACGACCAGCGGCCAGAUGGACGAGCUGAGUCUUGUGGACGACGACAGCAUGGAAUCGGACGACAAGAUUCACGCCAUGGAGAUUCCGGAUGGGUUUCGCAUUCAAGCAUCUACACCGGCAGCUCUUGACAGUUUGUUACUGCAGCGUGAAAUACAUACUCGUUAG